AUGCCAGGUGGAUUCACAAACAAGGAUAUUGCCAACAUCCGCCACCGCCACACCACAGCCCAGAACAAGAUGGAGCUGAAAGGUCAAGUAGUUGAUGAUUUUGAAACUCGCAUGGGGAUCGAGGAGAGAUGGAUGAUGACUCACCCUGAACGUGUGAGAGCGCAAUCACGUAUUGCUAAUGUGCAGUACCAUAAAGCUGUCGAUGACGUGGAGCGUCUCGUAGUAAUGCGGCUGCUUGAACUUAUGAAGCUUCAGAUGAGCGGUUAUAAGCUACGAACACAGAUUUCAAAAGCACUGAAGACGCGCGCAACUGCAAUCAGGAAUGCACUAAACCGCUACAACAAGUACGCAGCUGAACUCAACCCUCCCCGACCACCAAUUACAUGGGAGCAGGAGGAGAUUGUGCGCUGCAAUGUCAAGAUCACACGACUUCGCACAAAGAUUCAAGACAGUACCAUUCAUUUCCCAGUGGUAAUUGCACAACUUUGUAUAUCUAAUCCUGCUCUUGCAGUGGAAGUUCAGCACCGCUGGGAUCAUCUCCGCUCUGUGAAUGCUUUUCACUUGUGCCACAUUGCGCAGAUUGAGGCACUGCCAGGAUAUUCUGGCAGCAGAGCUGCAGGAACACGACUUGGUCACACAGACAGCACUCCACGACAAGCCCAACCCGAGGGUAAUAUCAAUGAAGGAAAUGUAGAUGACGAUGUGCAUGAUGACCCUGAUGGCAAGCAGCAGACGCUGAUGGAAGACUUUUUCGACCAGCUUCAUGAUGGACCAACAUGCGCAGAUGAUGCAUAG
Molecule: messenger RNA, 795 nt
Organism: Suillus subalutaceus
Lineage: Eukaryota; Fungi; Basidiomycota; Agaricomycetes; Boletales; Suillaceae
Exons: 3
Coding region: 1-795 (264 amino acids)
Source: RefSeq, a predicted model, not a curated record